This is a messenger RNA of Formica exsecta, 4963 nucleotides long. It is a transcript of the gene Iml1, whose product is annotated as GATOR complex protein Iml1. The transcript has 24 exons. Lineage: Eukaryota; Metazoa; Arthropoda; Insecta; Hymenoptera; Formicidae. Bases 1 to 4677 code for a protein of 1558 amino acids. Gene Ontology annotation, cellular component: GATOR1 complex; lysosomal membrane. Gene Ontology annotation, biological process: negative regulation of TORC1 signaling; cellular response to amino acid starvation; positive regulation of autophagy. Gene Ontology annotation, molecular function: GTPase activator activity. The record is from RefSeq and is a predicted model, not a curated record.
AUGAAGCUCUUUAAACUAAUAGUACAUCAGAAGAAUUUUAGUGGCGAAGAUUUGAUAAUCAACCCGAAGGACUACCCUGGUAUAAAAACCGGCGAUGUCGUCGAAAUCUAUCAUCCUGACGAUGAAUUCAGUCGCUUACUGUUGCAAGUUACAUCCUUUAAGGAGGAUCUACAAGGACGUGAGACUAUCAGUGUGGAGAAUAACGUAGCAUCAAUGUUUCAAUUAAGAACAUUUGCUGAUGUAUAUAUGAACAUAGUAAAUCCGGACGAUGUAGCUCUAGAUUCCAUAGAAUUGACUUUUAAAGACCAGUACAUGGGACGCAGCGAGAUGUGGCGUCUGAAAAACAGCUUGGUAAAGACUUGUGUUUAUAUCAAUAAAAAGAUAGAAUUCUGUGGCGGCAGUAUACGAUGCCAAGUAUACGAAAUGUGGUCACAGGGUGAUCGUGUUGCUUGUGGCGUUAUAACUGAUGAUACUAAGGUAGUGUUUCGAUCUUCUACAAGUAUGGUAUAUCUGUUUAUUCAAAUGAGUUCCGAAAUGUGGGAUUUUGAUAUACAUGGAGAUCUUUACUUUGAGAAGGCGGUAAAUGGAUUCUUGGCAGAUCUGUUCCAAAAAUGGAAAAAGAAUAGCAGCAAUCAUGAAGUUACAAUUGUACUCUUUUCGAGAACUUUCUAUAACGCAACUAGCUUGGAGGAAUUUCCAAAUCACAUGAGAGAGUGUUUGCAACAUGAUUACAGAGGAAGAUUCUAUGAAGAUUUUUACAGGGUUGCAGUACAAAAUGAAAGGUUUGAGGAUUGGAGUAAUAUCCUGGUACAAUUGCGUAAACUAUUUACUGACUAUCAAAAGAUUGUUUUGGAAUAUCAUCAAAAGCCAGGUAUUAAUAUGCCUAAGGCAAUAAAUUCCACUGCUGCACAAGGCAAUUUUCUGGAAGUGUUAAAUAUGUCUCUAAAUGUUUUUGAAAAACAUUAUUUGGAUCGCAGUUUUGAUAGAACUGGUCAAUUAUCUGUAGUAAUUACACCUGGAGUUGGAGUUUUUGAGGUUGACAGAGAACUAACAAAUGUAACAAAGCAAAGAAUCAUUGACAAUGGUGUAGGCAGUGACUUGGUGUGUGUCGGGGAGCAACCACUACAUGCAGUUCCCCUAUUAAAGUUUCAUAAUAAAGAUUCCUCUACAAAUGCACCAGAUGACUAUAGUAUGCCACACUGGAUAAAUCUUAGUUUUUAUUCCACAAAUAAAAAGAUUCCCCAUUCUACGUUUAUACCAAGAAUAAAAUUGCCACAGAAAGUAUCAAAGCAUCCAGCGGAUAAUGAAAAAUUGCACUGCAAAGCCAGACUUCUACAAGAAGAUCCAAGAGAAUGUCUGCAUAAUACCUUAUUCGAUUAUGAUGCUUAUGAUGCACAAGUGUUCCAAUUGCCAAUUGUUACUACUUCAAGUGUACAAAGAAUAACUACAAGAACGAAAAAGACAAGUGUGGCGUGCCUCGAAACACACAACAACGGCCAUUUGUUAAAACUCUUGAAACGUAAAAUGUCAGAUCCCGACAUACAUCAUCCUCCACCUGAGACGCAUUCACCACCAGUUGUUGCAUUACGAAGUGCGGCAAUAACGAUACCACAUAAAACGGAUGACGAUAAUAACGAAUCUAAUGAGGACAAAAUUGGCGCAUCCAGGACACCGGUUAAGAACGAUUUAACAGAUCCAGAGAUAUCUCCGCCCUUUAGACCUGUUGUUGGUAGCGCUGGUAGCCCAACAAACUCAAUUUCUCAACCGGCAAAUAUACUCAGGCCUACUAGAGCACUAAUCAACCCUUUUGAUCCAUCACACGUUACCAUUAAGCUUACUAGUAAUAGACGGAGAUGGACUCACAUAUUUCCAAAAGGACCAACAGGAGUACUAAUACAACAACAUCAUUAUCAAGCUGUUCCAACACAGACAUGUUCAGAAUCACAAAGUGAAACUAUUCCAUCAACUAUGAGCGGAUCCCCGAUGGAGAUUGGGAUAAACAAUUCAAAUCAGAUUUCAAGAUCAGCGUCCCAAAUAGGGUUGCAAGAUUGUACAAAAGGAAAACCACUGCGAUCUAAUUCUUCUAUAGCUAAUGGAGACAAAGCUGCAAAUCCCCCUUCCGUUAUGAUGAACAAAAGUCUGACCCUCUUGUGGGGUGCCACUGGUGAGCAAGAGUGGACGCCCGCGCUAACAACAGCAAUCAUAGGAGUCGACUGGAAAUCUUUAACAAUCUCAGCAUGCCUACCCAUUACUACAGAUUAUUUUCCGGACAAGCGAAGUUUGCAAAAUGAUUACGUCGUAUCGGAUUAUAAUCUUUUACCGGACGAUGUCAACGUUGAUUUUGCUCAACAACGAGCAAUAUACAAAAAACCACUCACAACUGUGGAAGUGUUUAAAGAGCUGGUUUCACAACGCUUGGCUCAAGGUUUUCAGCUAAUUAUUUUACCGUCGAUAAAUAAGAAUCAAAGCAACGCGACUGGUAGCAAUGCUGCUGCCGCGAUUAGUACUGUGAUACGCGGCAGACAGACCGAGUCCGAGCCUAAAGAAGAAUAUCUGCUUAGCAUUGGAAGAAUUUUUCAUAAAAUAUCUUUAUUUGAUAAUUCUAUAACGAUUACGAGAUAUCGACCACGACAUCCUUAUCCACCCUUCAAUAUUCACUACCGAUACCGAUUCCAUGCACCGCAUCACGACACGUACGAGGUGUCGUGGGUGUCUUUCACCACGGAGAAACUCGAAACAUACAAUUGGAACUAUCUGGAUCAUUACAUUUGCACACGAGGCCACACUGAUUUUGCCUUGGUAGAAGCUCUUAAAUAUUGGAGAUUUCGGGUAUUUCUAUUACCAUUACACAAUCCUUCAACUCGCAAAAUUCUGGAGGGUUCUUUAAGAUGCGACAUAUACGCUCCACCCAGUAAUAUCGAGCAAGCGUCAUUGAUGGAUGGAUUUUUGCGCUUCAUCGAAGGAUGGCUGAACAAGAUACGACGGCCGAACCCCAACAAAAACUUGAGCCCCACAGCUCUAGGUGGUGUCCCCCCAAGAGAUCCUGCCUCUCAUUUGACCAGACGCAGGCACAGCACGAGCCUGAUAUUCCUCACUAACCAGACCAGUCUAGUCGGCAGCUCUCCUUUCAGGGAGCGACUUGGAAGCAACCGUCUGCCGGAGAAACCGAGACCAAGAUCCGGCUCUAAAGUAAUGGAUAGAGGACGUGUAUCGCCUGCGAGUGAAGCUGUUUUGCCGUUGUCGCUCGAGCAACAACAACAGGAUCAUUUCGACACUAAUGAUGACAAUACGAACAUGGAGCUGACCAAGAUAAAAAGCAAUGCAACAAACCUGGAAAUUUUGGAGGUCAUGAAGCAUCCUCAAACUGGCGUCGGUUUCUUGACGCAACAUCCCUCACUCCCGAGCCAAACGUUUGUUAGCGCUGACGCGAUUCAAUGGUUAAAUAAUCAUAUGGAAGGUGGCAUGGGGGUCGAGCAGGGUAUCAAUAUCAUGAAGGGGAUGAUUCAAGACAAAUUGAUAUGCCAUGCAUCCGGCGAUUUCUCGCAACCAUUUGUCUUAGGAUUUUAUUUAUAUCACAUUGUGCAAGAUAAAGAAAAUCAAAAAGCCGCAGAUUAUUCCGCUCCGCUCGGUGAUCUACAAGGUUUCGAGAAUGAGUGGGUGGAAGUGGAAAUGAGACCACCGAAAGGAUGGUGCGAACCAACAUCUUCAACAACCUCGUCGACGAUGUCAUCUCCCAUAACUAUACCCAAUUGCGACGCUAUUGACGAAUCGGAUGUCCCGCCUUUUCUGAGAGACGACAUCAAUUUGACGGAAUCGUUAGACGAUAGAACAGUGCCGUUAUAUAAACACACUCAUCUUGAUAUCGACAUAAAUAAUAAAAGUGACAGAAUCGAGUGGGGCCACCUAAGGUAUCAAUCCAUAUACAAGGUAGAUCAUUCCUAUGAACUCGUGGUACAAUGGGUAGCAUCAUCCGGCAGUAUAGUAGCUGAUCUAAUAUUUCUUUGGCAACGCAAAGCUCAAAUGUGUGGAAUACAGAUGGUGCCCAUUCCCAGUGAUUUAUUAGCGCUACCGUAUACUUUGAAAAGCGAUCCUCUUAGAGGGCCUAUUUUUAUACCCCUCGACACGGAAUGCUUGAUGGCGAAUAAGCGAUACCUCUUUGAAGAAUUCCGAGAAGAUACAUACGCGCAAAGAUUGUUUCUAUUCCAAGAAGCAAUUCUGCAGCGAUUCGGCUUUGUGCCGUGCUUAGUUGAAAACAUUGAAAAUGAUCGUCAGUAUGUUCACCUCACGGGCAAUGCGUUUAUAUUAGUGCCAUCCACUGCGAAUACUCGGCCGCGUCCACGAACCGGUACCAAUAUUGUGCGACGGAAUACGGGACAGAAAAGAUACCCAGUUCAUCCGGACCAGCCGAGUCCGCAUGAAGCGUAUAUUACCAGACACGUUAGUGGGAAGAAUAAGGAUGAUCAUAGCAUGGAUCGAAAGAUGGGCUUUUUGUGGUCGUGGAAUCAUAUGGUCAGUCGAAAAUGGAAAUCAUUGUCCACUUCGGCGGGUGACGAAUUAUUUCAGAAGAAAAUAAUACAAGAUUUUCGACAUUUCUGUUCCAAUGGAGACAAUAGACUGAAACAGUUUUGGGAAUCUUGUUGGGAGUUAAAGGAGAAAACUUGUACAAAAACGAAGUAGCAAGAUAUCAUUUCGUCCAAAGGAUUUAUCAUGGAUCAUACAUGUAAAUUUCAUCAAACCAUUCAUUAUAUGAUUAUUAAUUUUAACUGAUCGAAAGUACAAUGAUAUCAAUGUUUAUAUAAGACAUAACUUUAAGCAGGAUGAGUAGAAGUAUGUAUAAAUUGUAUAAUAUUAUUUGCGUAGUAAAGAGAAAAAACUACGCAGAUCUCGAUGGAUAUCACAAUACAAGAGCAGGAAAUACUAGGAUAUUUUAAAAAAUAAAUUGCAGAAAAAAUUGAAAAUUAAA